UUCAGUACAAAACAAAGCAGGUCUCAGUAUCAUUUUUAAGGCAUCAAAAUUACUAUUCCACGUGUCCCUAAAUUUGUCUCGCAGUAAAACGACAUGUCAUGUUGACGUUUGUUAAGUUACCUUUAAAAAAUUCCAAAGCAGCUGCACUAGUGGUGUCGGGGCGGAGAGGAGACACAGACGUCGAUAAACUAAGUAUUUCAAAUAUGACGUCACUCACAUUUAGUUGUGUAGUCAUGGGAAGGUUAUGUUCCUCAUGUACAUGCGCAGUGAGUACUUCAACCAGGGGGUUCGCGCCACUCGAAUGACGUCGUUGUGCUACUCUAAGUGUAUAUACUCCAUACCCUAGUUUUUAUUCAGUCUUCGACAAAUAGUUUACUAAAACCUUACGAAAAGGAGGACGACGAGUUUUCCAGGACCGAAAGUAUAGAUGGAUAGCCAGGACAUGUUUGACCCAGUCAACAGUAAUUGCUUUACAAAUGGAGAAAGGAGUGACCCCUGCAAUCAGGAAUGUGAGCCAUCCAGUGAUGACUCUAUAAGUCUAUUACAAGACUUGGAUCCCAGCCGGGGAAGAGGAACACAUGUAGGAUCUGAAAGACAUCAUACAUCUUUAGAAACUAAUACAAUCAGCCAGAAAAAUAAGUCAACAGCAAGUCUUGUAAAGACUCCUCCAGGGACAGAAUGGGGAAAGUUGACAGAGUGUGUAGCAAACAACGGAAAUGGGAAAGUGCUUAGCAAAAUAAAACUUUACAGGAGAGAUAGCAAAGGAGAAACUAUACUUCACAGAACAUGCAGAAGAGGAGAUGUGACUUGUGUCAAAACCCUCAUUCAAAAUGGGAUCUGUGUAAAUAUGAAAGAUUAUGCUGGCUGGACAGCUCUCCAUGAGGCCUCUGCAAUGGGUCAUGUAGAAGUGGUUAGGGAGCUGUUGAAUGCUGGAGCUGAUGUCAAUGUUUCAAACCAUGAUGGUAUCAACCCUUUACAUGAUGCUGUGGCACAUGGAUACUACCAGGUAGUGGAGAUUCUGCUCCGGCACGGCUCAAAGCCUUGUGAUAGGAAUAUACUUGGCCUCAGUGCACUUGACAUGGCUGAGCGAGAGGACAUAAAAGAGCUGUUGCUGGCACCAUCCUCGAUUCAAGUCCAGCCUGGUGAGUUAUCCACUGAGGCUUCCUGCCGUAAGCAACUGCCCUCGCUUUUAAGCAACUGUCCCACCCAAAGUAACACAACAGAAAAUAUUCUAGUUAGAGUAUCAGCAGAUGGAGACAGAGCCAUACAAUUUGCAGAAGUUCAGAUGAGAAAGAAUGACACAGCAACUGAUAACUGGAAACAAUCAGUGGCUAUAAAGGAAAUUUUGAAGGAUGUGGAGAAGAAGCAAAUGGAAAUGUCUACCUGGGCUCUGACACAACCAGAGGAUGGAGUCAGAUAUUAUGCAGCAUUUACAGAAAUUCUUGCUGCACUAAUUGACGUACUUGCCAGGCAACGCCUGGAGAAGCAUCAACUCGUCAACAAAUAUAGAAGUAUUUCUUCAGCCAAUGGUCCACAUGUGGUGAAAAUUCAACUUAUCUCCCUUGCUUCACGACAAAGGAACCUAGUGGCCAUCCUUGAGAGGCAACUUGAUUUGAUACGAUUGCACGACAGUGCAACGUUCACUAGUCACCCAACCAGUCAUAUGAGUCAAGCGGUGCAAAACCCAGCAGGUCAGCUCAUACAAAAAAUGACAAUUCCAAGCCGAGGUGUUGUAAAGUUUUUGUUGAAGGGACGCUGUGUGCUAGGGGAUGAAUCUGUAAAGGACAGCCUUUCUCCAGAGCUCCGGUUGCAGUCCAUCAGAGAUAACGACAUCCCAGUUAGUCCCAGUCCUUCGUGUAUCCAGGACGAGGUGGUGUUCCAUGAAAACCGUUUUUUUCAUCCUCUCGAUAAAAGGCCUGAAUCAGAAUGCUCUGAAACGGCUUUACUACAUGGCAGUGCGAGUUCUACUCAGGAAACAGUGAUAACAGUGGCAAGCAACCUGAAUCAUAUAAUGAAAAUCAAGACUGUCUAUUUGGUGCCUGAUGAAGAGCUGAUACCAAAUGCUGUACUUGACAACUACUGGAAGAUGCUCGUACAGGGUGACACACGAUUAGAAUGGUAACCACUUCACCAACUCCAAUAUUUCAUUUUAGGUGUCUCAAAGAAUAAGUGUAAAAUUUCAUCGGUUUGCUCACCUAUAGACAUGGAUUUAUAUCACUGUUUUAUUUCAGGUUUGACAUUUUGCCUGUUAAAUGUCUCUAGUAUUUUCUCAUCAUUUUUUUGUGUCAAUUCAAAAUGUUUUCACAAUUUUAGACACGUUUUGUUUACUUCGCAUGCACCUAAAUAAGAAUGACGCGCCAAUAACAGCAUUAGAAAUACUCCAAUAAAUGGGCAGAAAAAAAAUAAAAACUUGAAACAACUGAAUUUUGUUUUUUCGUAGCUUUUCCUACCUAAGCGUAUCCAAUGCUUUGUAAUUCCUAAACAGCAGUAUCUGUAAUGGUCACCAGGACCACUUGUAUAAAUAAUAGAUGUCUGUAAUGAAGUUAAUGGAAGGCUUACCAUAGCAGGGUUAAUCAUUAUAUGCCAGUGUAAAGUUGCACUUGGAGUGACCCUUAAAAUAAUCUCAACUAUAUAGCAGCACACAGAAAAAAAAUACAACAUUAUAAAUCAACACUUUUGAAUGAGACCAUUUUGCAAACAUUUUCUGUGUAGUUGAGGGACCAGUUUUAUGUAGGUUCAGCAGCUCACAGGGUUAGGUAGAAGGAGCAUGGUGGAUGUGAAGUAAUAGUGUUAGACACAGUUAUGUGGUUGUGAGGGCCAGUGGGCGGACUGUUGCCGGGACUCCUUCCCCACCUACC
This is a messenger RNA of Corythoichthys intestinalis (scribbled pipefish), 2858 nucleotides long. Its product is annotated as ankyrin repeat domain-containing protein 31-like. The record is from RefSeq and is a predicted model, not a curated record. Gene Ontology annotation, molecular function: protein binding. The transcript has 13 exons. Bases 428 to 2122 code for a protein of 564 amino acids. NCBI's taxonomy places the organism in Eukaryota, Metazoa, Chordata, Actinopteri, Syngnathiformes, Syngnathidae.